GAAUAGGGUGGAAUGAUUGUGAAUGAGAUAGAUAGAUUGAUUGGUUGACCAUGAAAAGAGUCUUUUCUAAGUUAGCUUUUCCACGAUAUGAAAAGCCUGCGAUACGUACAGAAAUACCUGGACCGAGGUCAAGAGAACUUUUGAAGGAGAUGGAUAUGCUGCAAGAAACAAGGACCAUAAACUUUUUUAUGGACACAGCCAAGAGUCAAGGAACUUAUGCAGUUGAUGCCGAUGGAAAUGUAAUAUUGGACGUUUUUGGUCAUAUCGCUUCUUUGCCUUUGGGUUACAAUCAUCCUGCAUUGGCUGAGGCAGCUUCCAAACCCGAGUGGCUACCGUUUCUCUUACAAAGACACGCUCUAGGUGUACAACCACCAGUAGAGUGGCCCAAGGAAUUGAGAGAAACUUUAAUGAGAGUUGCGCCAAAAGGACUUUCGGAGGUUCUGACAACUUGUGGCUGUGGUUCAUCAGCCAACGAAAAUGCCUUCAAGGCAGCAUUUAUAUGGAAAAGAGCACGAGAACGACACGGCUCGGAGCCAACAACUAAGGAGUUGAUGAGUUGUAUGCAAAAUGAGGCUCCUGGAAGCCCACAAAAGAGCAUCCUUUCCUUUGAAAGGAGUUUUCAUGGAAGAACAAUGGGUUGUUUAUCAGCCACGAGGUCAAAACCCAUACAUAAAGUGGAUAUUCCAGCGUUCCCUUGGCCAGUAUGUCCUUUUCCUCAUCUUUCUUAUCCUUUGCAUGAACAUGAACGUGAAAAUCGUGAAGAAGAAGAUCGCUGUUUGACGCGUGUGGAAGAUUUGAUUCGUGCACAUCCAAUACCCGUGGCAGGAAUUAUCGUUGAACCAAUUUUGGCAGAAGGAGGUGAUCAUGCUGCAACUCCAUAUUUUUAUCAACAAUUGCGAAGAAUUGCCACAAGUAAUGGCAUAGCAUUCAUAGUUGAUGAAGUACAAACUGGAUGUGGAGGGACUGGAAAAUUUUGGGCUCAUGAAUAUUGGCAGUUGGAUACUCCACCAGAUAUGGUUACUUUUGCCAAGAAAAUGCAAGUUUCCGGUUUCUUUUUGAAAAGUGAAUUCAGACCAGCUCAAGCAUACAGAAUAUAUAACACAUGGAUGGGCGACCCUCUUCGCAUGUUGCAACUUCAUGUGAUUGCAAAUGUGAUCGAAAAGGAAAAUCUUUUGACACGUGUUUCUGAUACUGGAAAUUUUGUAAAGAUGGAACUUGAAAGGAUAUCUCGUGAGACUCCAUUUCUUGUGGCCAACGUUAGAGGAAGUGGAACCUUUUUAGCAUUUGAUAUGCCCAAUGCGGCCACUCGAGACCAACUUUUAUUCGAAAUGCGUCAGAAAGGUGUCCAAAUGGGAGGUUGUGGUGAAGUUACUAUUCGGCUAAGACCACCUUUGAUAUUCAAGCAACAAGAUGCCAACAUUUUGAUUGAAACUCUUGAACUGGUUCUAAAGAAUCUCAAGGCGCAUUCUAGUCAGAAGGAAAGCCUUCCAAUUCAUUAAAUUCGUAUAUUUGUAUAGUCAAAACGAUGAAUCAUUUCUGUAUGCGCUGUAUUUCACAAACUCAUUUGAAAUACUAUAGCGUUUGCUUAUUCUCCUAUAUAUUGUCAAAGAAUUUCCCUUAUAUUAUAGAAAAAGUCAUCAAAUUCAAGAUACUCCAAAAAUUCUUGCUACAAUAUUCAAUGUCACCCCUUCAUUGUAGUAGAAGUUCGGAUCUCGUUUAAGUUC
Galdieria sulphuraria is the source of this 1724-nucleotide messenger RNA. Its product is annotated as 4-aminobutyrate transaminase. Lineage: Eukaryota; Rhodophyta; Bangiophyceae; Galdieriales; Galdieriaceae. The transcript has 6 exons. Gene Ontology annotation, molecular function: pyridoxal phosphate binding. The record is from RefSeq and is a predicted model, not a curated record. Gene Ontology annotation, cellular component: mitochondrion. The coding region runs from base 51 to 1499 and encodes 482 amino acids. Gene Ontology annotation, biological process: GABA catabolic process.